Molecule: messenger RNA, 867 nt
Organism: Argentina anserina (silverweed cinquefoil)
Lineage: Eukaryota; Viridiplantae; Streptophyta; Magnoliopsida; Rosales; Rosaceae
Exons: 5
Coding region: 129-671 (180 amino acids)
Source: RefSeq, a predicted model, not a curated record
UGGACACGUCUUCCGCCAGUUGUGAUGAAAAGGCAAACGCCAUUUCCAAACUCCUCACAAAACCACCGAAGCCAAAUUCCAGAACAGAAAAACCAAACUGAAGCCCAGAUUACGUCAUAACUUUUGCGAUGGCCUUAGAGACGGUGAAGGAGGACGAGCAAGUUUACAGCUGGAGAGAAGUGACUCUAUUACCCCAUUCAGCCUCAGAAUCAUCAUCAGGCCUUGAGAGAGAGACCGGCGAGAGACGGCGAGGGCGUGACAUACUCAUAGCCAUAGAUCACGGGCCGAACAGCAAGCACGCUUUUGAUUGGGCCCUCAUUCACUUCUGCAGGCUUGCUGACACCAUCCAUCUCAUCCAUUCAGUUUCCAGUGUACAAAACCAGAUUGUUUAUGAAGCGAGCCAGGGGCUGAUGCAGAAGCUUGCUCUUGAGGCAUUUGAAGUUGCUAUGGUGAGGACUUAUGCUCGAAUUGUGGAAGGGGAUCCAGGAAAAGUAAUUUGCAAGGAAGCAGAAAGAAUAAAGCCUGUGGCUGUGGUCCUUGGUAGUAGAGGCCGAAGCUUAAUUCAAAGUGUUCUACAGGGGAGUGUCAGUGAGUACUGUUACCACAACUUUAAAUCAGCUCCUGUUAUAAUUGUUCCUGGAAAAGAAGUUGGAGAAGAGUCAUUGAUCUAGCUAUUGGAGGUCACGGUAUGUUUAGAACUGUUGUUCCGUAGCUUCUGUUAGAUAACUGCUAGCUUGGAUGUGUGUAUUUUUAAAACUUGGGGUGCUUGUAAGAAUCAACUAAUACCAAAUAAUAGUUACAUGAAACAUUCAGAAUUUCUUGUAUAGCUUAGACAGACUGCUGGUAUUGAUUUCAUUGUUUAAACUU